Molecule: messenger RNA, 378 nt
Organism: Gongylonema pulchrum
Lineage: Eukaryota; Metazoa; Nematoda; Chromadorea; Rhabditida; Gongylonematidae
Source: the annotation of a GenBank genome assembly
AUGGUUCCCGAUCUGACUUACAAGGCUCUUUUGCUUGGUGUUUUGGUUGUUGCGCUGGUGAUCGCCUACCAGCUGAAUGCCUAUUUCGCAAAACGAGUCGAUGCCACCGAUGACGCCAGCGACAGCGAAAGAAGUGCUCGGCGUGGUGUUUCACCAGUUCGUGAAAACGAUGAAGAAAGUAGCGACCUAGAUCGUCCGAGCAAUCAUGUUUCUGCUGGAUUCACGCACACUGGACGCCGGGAGCGUGAGAUGCGCACAGUGGACUGGGUUCGCGACGCCAGAAAAAUUUAUCGCCGAUUUAUGGUACUCUCAUCGCUACAGCAUCAUGCAUCAUCUCUCUCAUCAGUCAUCGAAUUCUCGUAUUUAUUCGUCCUCUGA